GCAACAAUGCUCAAGAUAUUUCCAAUUCUAGCCAUCCUUGCAGGCCACACCAGCGGGGUCGUGGUGACCAUCCCUGAGAAGACAGUGAAUGUCACAGCAGGUGGAAACGCAACCCUCCUCUGCACAUACACCAGUUCUGGACCACUGGGAAAUUUCUUUAUUCAGUGGAGUUUUUACAGUGCCAAAGAGAGCCAGCUGCAUACCCAUUCCCCAUGUCAUGGUAUUCUGAGUAUGGAUGAAAAGUCAGUCAGUCUUUGUCAAAAGACGGUGUAUGUGACAGAUGCACGGGGAAGAUGUAGCUGGAGAUACAAGAUCUAUUAUUAUUCAGAAGGCCAAUCUUACUCCUAUGGAGCAUUUAAGAACAGGAUAACAGCUUCAACAAGUCCAGGGAAUGCAUCAAUAACAAUCUCCAACAUGCAGCCCUCAGACACUGGUUCCUACACCUGUGAAGUUUUUAGCCCUCAGGGUAAUUCUGGACAGAGUCAAAAAUCUGUGAUCAUCAAUGUGCUGGUCAAACCAUCCAAACCUUUCUGCAAAGUAGAAGGAACACCUGAAAAAGGCCAUCUAAUCUACCUCCUAUGCAACUGUGAAGAGGGAUUGCCUCGCCCCACCUACCGCUGGUACAAAGUCGAGGAGAACACCCUCAAGCCUGUGACAGAGCAACUUAAUCCAAACUCUGGCAUCCUUUACAUUGGCAACCUCACCAGCUUUGAAACUGGCUACUAUCGGUGCAUAGCCAGCAACCUCCUGGGGAACAGCACCUGUGAGCUUGACCUAACAGCAAAACAUUCAGAUGGUGGUCUUGUUGCUGGAGCAAUGAUUGGAGCAAUUCUGGCAGCUGCUAUAAUCUGCAUUAUCGUCUGGGUCUUAACCAAGAAGGCAAAAAAUAGGAAGUCACCAAAUAAUGAGAUGCAAGAAAUGGCUCAGAAACAAUCCAAUGCAGACUAUGUUCAGGUACCCAAUGAAGAAAACAUUCCUACAACCACAGUUCCAUCAAGCAAUGCAACAAAUGAAUACCCAAGCAUUGAUGAAACAGCAGCUCCAGCAACACCUGAAAAUGAUGAGAAGCAAGAAGCAGAAAAAGAAGAAAGAGCCUAG
Molecule: messenger RNA, 1098 nt
Organism: Cinclus cinclus
Lineage: Eukaryota; Metazoa; Chordata; Aves; Passeriformes; Cinclidae
Gene: VSIG1
Product: V-set and immunoglobulin domain containing 1
Exons: 8
Coding region: 7-1098 (363 amino acids)
Biological process (GO): epithelial cell morphogenesis; maintenance of gastrointestinal epithelium
Cellular component (GO): plasma membrane
Source: RefSeq, a predicted model, not a curated record